AUGUCCUCCCUUCCAGGCAGAACUCUGGCCAUGUAUGGUAGCUGGACUGAAUCUAAUUCAGAGCCAUUAAAUUUAGAAGACAUCAUUCAGUCGAUCACCUCUGUAGAUCCUGGUCCAUCCCAGCGAUAUACACCACCAACGAUGAAGGCCUUUGUAGUGUGUGCUCUUCUCAGCCUCGUAGCCGCCGACAGGCGCCCAACCAACGGGUAUGGAGCUCCUCCAGCUUCUCCAAGCAACGGCUAUGGCGCUCCUCCAAGCAACUCCUAUGGCCCACCUAGGAACUCCUACGGAGUAGAUCCUCUUGCUGAAUUGGCACAGAACAUUCCUGGAGGCGGAGUUCCUGGAGAAGACUACCCUAUUUUGGCCUCCGUCCCUGACACUCGUUUCUCCUGCGAUGCUCAGAAUGUCCCUGGUUAUUAUGCCGACACUGAUCGUCAGGCUGGCUGCCAGGUCUUCCACAUCUGCCAGGACAGGCCCAAUGGACGCCUUCAGCAGGACUCCUUCCUCUGCCCCAACGGCACCAUCUUCAACCAACAGUACCUCGUCUGUGAUUGGUGGUUCAACUUCGACUGUGCUGACGCUGAAGACUUCUACUCAGUCAACGAGCAGAUUGGGGUCGUUGCCUACGACCCUUAUGGCAGAAGUCGCAACGGUAACGGAAACAACGGUUAUGGAUCUAAUGGCAACGGUAAUGGAGCAGGUGCUGCUCCCAGUAACGGUUAUGGAGCCCCAGCACCUCCUACCAAUGGAUAUGGAGCUCCUCCAUCACCUUCAGACUCUUAUGGUGCACCUUUCUAACUCAUGUAUCACCUCAAUAUCCCCAACUCGACAGAGUAACUUUCUGCAACAUUACUAACGGAAGAGUAACCUUUGCUUAAUGCUUAAUUAUGUCCCUAAAAUCUAAAUGCAUUGUAAAU
This is a messenger RNA of Macrobrachium nipponense, 917 nucleotides long. RefSeq names its product pro-resilin-like. The transcript is spliced from 3 exons. Gene Ontology annotation, cellular component: extracellular region. Bases 1 to 798 code for a protein of 265 amino acids. Gene Ontology annotation, molecular function: chitin binding. NCBI's taxonomy places the organism in Eukaryota, Metazoa, Arthropoda, Malacostraca, Decapoda, Palaemonidae. The record is from RefSeq and is a predicted model, not a curated record.